This is a messenger RNA of Penicillium alfredii, 1209 nucleotides long. RefSeq lists its product as uncharacterized. NCBI's taxonomy places the organism in Eukaryota, Fungi, Ascomycota, Eurotiomycetes, Eurotiales, Aspergillaceae. Gene Ontology annotation, cellular component: multivesicular body. Gene Ontology annotation, biological process: late endosome to vacuole transport via multivesicular body sorting pathway. The transcript has 4 exons. The record is from RefSeq and is a predicted model, not a curated record. The coding region runs from base 1 to 1209 and encodes 402 amino acids.
AUGGCAAGUAACAUCCCUGCUGGACUGAAGUCUGCCGACAUUGGGCGCUUUGCGCUCAGGGCAGCUCAGAUCGAGAAGGCCAAGCCGGUGGUGGCCUACUGGUGUGAGUCUGCCUCUCCCCGCGAUCCGGGUAUUCGAGCUGACCAAGUCCCUAAUGCGGCAGGCAAUUUCCAUAUUGUGAACCAGAUUAUUGAAAGGGGCCUCCACAGUUCAGACGAUGAGAUUAAAAUUUACACGACCAACCUGGUGGAUAAGCUGGAGCAGUUCAAGAAGGAGAACCCAGAGAAUGAAACAGUGACGGAUAAUGUGGCAGCGAGUGCGUUCGUGGAACAAUUUGGGUUGGAGGUGUUCAAUCGCGCCGAGGCUGCCAUGACUGCCAACAAGGUCACCAAACAAACGGCGGAUACCUUUCAGGCGGCGGCGACAUUCCUUGAGUUGUGCCAGAUUUGGGGUGAUUUGGACCCGGAAAUUGCUGGGAGGAUCAAGUUCGCCAAGUACCAUGCAGUUCGAAUUGUCAAGGCGAUCAAGGCUGGCGAGGACCCCAACGCAACAAACCCUGUACCAGCAGAAGAGGAAGAACCCGUUGACGCACCAGAGGUACAGGCAUUUGAUCAAUCUGUGGCAGAACAGGCUUCCAAACCCCGGCAGGCGUCGGUUGAGGAAAUCCUCGAUGAAUCAGAUCGUCUUGGACGACAGCUAGCCCACCAGUCGUCUUUGGAUGAGUCCCUUCACCCAUCCCGAACAUCAUCUGUUCCUCGGCAGCCUGCCGCCCCGGUGCCAGAUAUUCCAUCUGUCCCGCGCAAUGCGCCUGGUUCCCCUGCACAAACCAUGGAUGUUGACCAACCUCAUGCAUUGACUGGUGGCGCUCGUGAUGCCUCACACCAUCCCAAUGCCUUCCAGUCCUUCCCACCACCAUCCGGGAGCCCGUCAGUACCUGCACCAGAUCCAGCCUCAUUCUAUGACCCGUCGAGUGCCAGCGCCCAUAUCCCACAUCCUGCAGCUUCGCCAUCGGGGCCACCCUCAACUGCACGAGUGCCUGUUGCUCCUGCUCCUACUGCGCCGAGCCAACCAUCCCACUCGGUAGACGAUAACUCAAUCUCUCUGGCACAGAAACAUGCUCGCUGGGCUGUAUCUGCAUUGACAUUUGAUGAUGUCAACACAGCUGUCAAGGAGCUAAAGAAUUCUCUGAAAUACCUUGGUGCAGAAUGA